Schistocerca gregaria is the source of this 3057-nucleotide messenger RNA. RefSeq lists its product as uncharacterized. NCBI's taxonomy places the organism in Eukaryota, Metazoa, Arthropoda, Insecta, Orthoptera, Acrididae. The transcript has 4 exons. The record is from RefSeq and is a predicted model, not a curated record. Bases 172 to 945 code for a protein of 257 amino acids.
ACAAAAUUUAUUGAUCCGUUAUAGGUACAUUUUGUCUGCUGCUUAAACCCGUUGUAAAAGAGCAGCAGUUUCAUCGAUGUCCUUGCGGAAACUGCAACACACCGCAAGCGUGAGACUAAUUUGCGUGUAACGCUCCAGCACUUAUGUCAAAAAGAGAGGCUACCUAAUCUUAUGGAUAAUUCUCACAGAAAGCCGCUUUCCCCUCUCGUCGUACCAGAUCGACUCAAUCAACCAAUACCAUCUGUCCACCGCGACCCAGGAUCCUUGGCCUCCAAAAAAACGCCCACAUCAAUCACGGCCCGCGCGCGGCCAGCACCUGCUUUGUCUCCAAUCUUCGGCAAGUGUCUGAAGUCUCAGGCGUCAAAGUUUGCUGCGAAAACUGAUAAAUCUGCAGCGACGACCAAUCCGCCUGCUUCCGAGGAAAAUGCCCCCAGUCAAAAAACUACAACGUUCAAGAACUUCGAUGAGCACAAAUCCGGGGAAGCAUUUCGAGAUGUUCUACAGCCCAAAUCCAAUGCAGAACCUCGCGUUCUCUCUGUCAACAGAGGCGCAAGUCCUGCAAAAACUUGGAAUGCACCUGAUCUUUGGGCUGAAAAUCAAAGCCUGAGGGUGCAGGUUUCCAGACUGAGCACCGAGCUUGAAGAACUGAAAAAUCAAUCAGCGUUUCAGAAGGAGAAGCUUCUUUAUAGGAUAAGCCAGUAUCAAGCCGCAGAGUUGAAAUUGACAGAGAGGCUUCGAAAGCUAGAGUCGGACCUCACCUGUCAAAAUUUGCUCUACCAGUGCGCAAUCAGCACCAUUGAAGAUCUGGAGGAAAAUGUUCGAAUUCGGGAAUAUGAAGUGGAAAAAACAGAGCAAGACAAGAAGCUGAAGGCUUGGAUCGAAGCGAACGAAGGUCAAAGGACAUCACCGGAUGAAGACACCAUUGAGCUCGAAUUAGAAAUUUGAAACUCACAAAAUGUAAUUUUACAAUCACAAAAAUGUUAGAACAAGCACUGGUAGAUUUGUCUCACUAUACGUAAAAAUGAUGUUUUUAUUCAAGCGCAAAAGCCUGCUUUUUACAUAACUGGAAGGUAAACAAAUGAAUGAUGUUUUUUAUGUCUGAUUAAAGUUGACGUGGUCAGAUGCAUGCUAUGAGGGUUCUGACUGGUGCAUUCACGUUUAAUGCGUCGAGGAGGAAUGUAUAUACCGUAAUACAGGAGUUGGCGUGAAAAGAUGGAACGCGCUUUUUUUAGGAUGAGUCGCUUAGAAACAGAGCUAAUUUUGAUUCUAGUUCUUGUGACUUGACCCUUUCUGUGACACGGGUGUUGAGAGCCAAUCCUAAGAUUGUGGUGAAGGUGACAAGAGCAAUGAACAAUUGAUAUGGUAAAACUAAGCCUAAUAGAAAGCCUAUUGAUAUACCAAUUCCUGAUGUAAUUCUGAAUGCGGCCAUGCAGUAGCUUACAUUAUCAGGAAAUUGUUUCAUGUAAGUGCUUUGAAUGAUAGUGUUUUCAACGCCUUCCAGACUUCCGAGAAGUAGUGCACCUAGAAAGAAAAGCCAUAUUAUUUGGUAUGAAUGAGCAAUCAUAAUAGAGAGCAUAGAUAGCAAGAGCGCAGACAGAUUAUAGACACCCAAUGGGAUCCAUCCAAAUCGAUCGAACCCAUGCCCAGCGAGUGCGCAGCAUAUAAGGUUACUGACACCGUAGAGACAGCCCAAGACGGGCACUAGUUUUGGAUCUGGCAGAAGGAGUGGGAGCGUGCCCCAUGCAAAGGUAGAGGUGAGCCCCAGGCUGAUGGAGUACGGCGUUGUGAGCAGGAUAGUCCGUUCUUUGAUUAUGGUAAAUGUGCGAGACAGAAUGCUUUUAGUAUCGAAAUCGAGUGUUUUCGACUGUGGUUCUUUCAAGAAUACGAAUAAGGCAGACCCAGAGGCACAUAGAGUCAGCAGUAUACAGAAUAGCAGUCUGUAUGAUGGUGUCUGUGAUAGAUAGAUGGCGAAGGCAAUGAGGAGAUUACCAAUGAUCCCUGCGAGGAAGUAAGUACUGAGAAAUGUUCCGUUGAAUUUUCCAACAAUUUGAGGCGCGUUUUGAAUGAUACGACCUAUAUAGGCACCUUGUGAUAGCCACAUAGGUCCGAGUGCUGAUCCUAGCAAUGCGCAAGACACAAGUAUCACGAAUCUGAGCUGUUCGGGAUUUGUGAGUGUGACCAGAAUAGAGAUGACGAAUGUGACGACCAAGCACGAGCACGAGAACAGGACAACUCGCAGGCUGAAUAUUUGGACGAUCAAGGGACUAUAGAAAAUUGAGAUGGUAAAAAAGAUGUACAGGACGAAGAGUGCCCAAUAGCCAAGAUUUCCGAAGACUGUUGUGAGCAAAGUUUGACAGGGAAGGAAUCCUGCAAAUAGAAAGAAGAAGCAGGUACAGAAAUAUGCUAGCUCAGCUAUUUUUGGAAUCGGUUUAUCUUGCUCUUCGCUCCUGUUGAUGAAUGCUGUUUGGGGAAUGUGAGGGAUUCGUUUCGAGUAUAUGGUCGGAUCGUGAUUAAGAAAGUGGAACUAAAACACCUUUGCCACAAUGCAUUUAACUAAAAUGACUGGAUUGGAAUAGAGACACACUACGCGGACAUCAGGAGUGAUUACGAAGGACAUGUAUUGGAUAUGCCUGAUUCCCCGUAGACACGUACCUGAGCUCACAUUGUUGUAGUCACUUUUUUGUUCUUCGGAUUUCUGGGUUGGCUUGAAACAGUUUGCUUGCUUGGAGUGAAAUACAUCAUUUUCCGGUACUUCUGGUAAUCUCCAUUGAUUGGUUGAGGCCAUUUCUAAAUCAGAAAGGGGAGGCCAUUGAUCAAGAGAUACUACUAGCGGACUGUCAUUGGUCAUUGGGAAAGUUUUCUCGUUAUUGAACAGAUAUUCUUGCGCAGUUUCCAGCAUAUCGCCUUGUUUAUGGUUGUAUUUAGAAGCGUUUCGCAGGCUGGGGACUAUUCGACCGGACUUAGCGAAAUUUUGAUGGAAAUGCGUUUCGGUCGUCUUUUCAACGUCCUUUUGCGUAUGAUUGAGAUAAUUUGUAAGAGAUGGCUUUAUUUUUGGAA